Scleropages formosus (Asian bonytongue) is the source of this 7345-nucleotide messenger RNA. Its product is annotated as rho GTPase-activating protein 23-like. Gene Ontology annotation, molecular function: protein binding. The coding region runs from base 1584 to 6692 and encodes 1702 amino acids. Gene Ontology annotation, biological process: signal transduction. NCBI's taxonomy places the organism in Eukaryota, Metazoa, Chordata, Actinopteri, Osteoglossiformes, Osteoglossidae. The record is from RefSeq and is a predicted model, not a curated record. The transcript is spliced from 24 exons.
GGAGAUGAGGCCGGGACGCGAUGGGGAGUGUUUGGUUGGGGGGACUGGGGGGUGUCAGACCAGUCCUCGAAGGCUAAUCAGAGACGUAACUUGGACUAGAACCUUGUGUGGACCCCGUGUGUGGUUUCCCAGAAUGGCUCUUUUUCACGGGUGGCUUUAUGCUUUUCCCCAAAAGAAUGGAUGUCCAAGUCCCGAGUCAGGAUGGGGUUGUUUCCCUGCCAUUUAUCUAUUUUAAUUUAUUUACCUACCUGCGGUCCAAGACUUAUCCUUGGAGUAACUGAUCUGUGCGGUCACAGAAUGCUUGGUGUUCGUCAGCGUGUGUCCGUUCGCAGCAGCAGGCAAUAAGCAGCGUGUGCGUGCGUACAUGGGUACGGUGAAGUAGCCGAUUUUGGACAGAGAACCUCUUGGUCACAUAACCGAGGUACCCGGUGCUGGGUGAUGAUGUCACCGGUUCGGCUGGGUCCCUCGGGGGCGACGUUGCCGUGGCAAUCCGUGGCGUCUCCAUCCUUCCUGGCGAAGCACACCUCCUCAUCUUCAUCUUCCUCUUCCUGCUCCCCCCCAUUUUGCCCCCACCCCUGGAUAGUGCUGGAGCAUAUAGAUAUGUUCUGUUUGUUUACUGUUUUUUUACUACGUGAACCGCCGGCGACACCUCGUACUAUGUUUACUUAAUAUUUAACUCAUGGUUUCUUCUUAUUAAUCAAAGCUUUUUGAAAUAUUUUUUUUUCUGAGAACACAGUUUAUUUGAGAAUUUGAGCAGCAGAUUCCACCCCCCUCCGAUGAUCCCCUAAUAGUCAAGAAGUGGUCCAGGUGACACCUGUUAUUUGGAGAUCAGCGGCACUGGGACUCUGGGCCCAUCUGGAGAAGUGCCAUUGUGAGCAGUGCAGUGAUGGGACUCGAAAGAGGUGGGAGGGGCUUCUCGGGGACGGUGCGGUGACAAACGGCGGGGAGGGCUUCGGAUGAGCUGGUUCAAGCGAAAUGCAGGUCAGUGCACUGCUGGCUGAGUGGACGGCCCAGAGGAAUAGGGAAGUGGAGAGAGAGAGAGGGAGAGAGAGAGAGAGGGAGGGGCGGACGAUCAAAGCCCCAUGCGGUCCUCACCACGUUUGGGAGGACUUGACCGGCCAACAUUGUGUGCAAAUCCCUGCCUGGAUGCCGGCGCCGGGCUCGUUCCCUCACUGAGGGGCUGAACGGGGGAGUGCAGCCCGACCGCCUCGUCCGCCCUCAGCCUCCGCGCUCCGCCCCGGCUGAGCCCCCCGGGGAGAGGCUGCCCUGAACCGCCACCGGGGCGCCAACCGCCUGCAGGCCUGCACGGACCGGGUGCGGAACGUGCGGCGAUGAGAUCGGACGCGUGGAGAGGAGUUUUGCGAGAAGGACGGCGAGCGGGGGGGAAAGGCCAGCGGUGAAGACUGCUGGUCAUUGGGCGCUCGCUCGGACCCCCAUUCGGAGCGCGUCCCGUUUCGGCCCUUUGACCCGGCUCAUGUCCCGCUUUGCGUUCGGAGGGGCGCCAUGACCUCAGCUUGGAAUCUCUCUGCCUAGGAGCGGCCGGAGGGACGACUUUGGCUUCGGGUCGGGUCGGGUCAACGGCCAUGUGGGCGACGGGCCGGUCCGCGGCCGCCGUGCCCCCGUAUCCGGCACCGGCUGGCACGGAGUGGUCAUACGAGAGCCCGGUGGGCGUGGAUUGCAGCGCUCCUGAGCCGCGGUGCAUAUGGUUGGCGGUGUUGCGAGGGGUUUCCACCAGGGUGCCUAUGAUACCGUCCCGUGGCGGGAUGCCCAGGACCGACCGCUUCCCCCUGGCCCAAGGGCGGCGAGAUGGCGUCCCGUUUUCCAAUGAGAACGUUCGGCCGGCCAUGGGGGAGGGCGUGGCCUGGAGGGGUCCGCGUACCAUCGUCCUCCGCAAGAACGCGCAGGGCUUUGGCUUCACGCUGCGCCACUUCAUUGUGUACCCGCCAGAGUCCGCCUUGCACAUCGGCCCCAAGGAUGAAGAGAACGGGAACGGAACGGGAUGCCAGCGUGGAAAUCUGGAGCCCAUGGACACCAUCUUCGUCAAGAAUGUGAGAGAGAAAGGACCCGCCCAUCUGGCUGGUUUGUGUACAGGAGACCGGCUGGUGAAAGUUAAUGGCGAGAGCGUGCUGGGGAAGACCUACUCGCAGGUGAUCGCCCUCAUCCAGAACUGCGAGAGUGUCCUGGAGCUCUCCAUCAUGCCCAGAGAUGAAGACAUCCUGCAGCUGGCUUACUCCCAGGAUGCCUACCUGAAGGGCAAUGAGCCUUUCACAGGAGGAGCCCAGGAUCUUCCCGACCCGCCGCCCAUCUGCUACCCCCGCGGCAGGGUCCCGCCCCCCACGGGCCCCAUCCAGACGGAGAGUCGGAGCUCCUGGACGGUGGCGUCUCGCCACGCCUCCCCGCUGGACGGCCGGUCGGGCAGGGGCAGCCCGGCCCUCUGUAGCCCCGUCCACCGGGCGGAGGAGGUCCAGUACGACAUGACCCUAACCCAGCAGGCGGUGGGGCAGGCACGGGGCCACUCGUCUGCGUCGGCCUCCUCGUCGUCCUCCUCGCACGCCAGCCCUCUGCACACCCACUACGUUAACCACAGCCCCCCGCCGGCUCCCCAGCCUUCGCCCCGCAAGGGCAGUCAGCCGUGGGGCAGCCCACCCCAGCCCGGCGACAGCAGGAGCGAGCGCUGCCAGCAGGCCCUCGCAGACUGGUACUACAGUCAGGUGCCCGAACGGGGCGGCAGCUCCAUGCCCCCCAGGUACCGCAGCAUCUCGCAGGACCGCCUGGGGGUAGAGGUGGGGCAAACACCGAGCCGCCACUGGAUGGGUUGGCCCCACAGCGCUUCGCAGGACACCCUACUCCUGCAGUCGGGCCCGGGCCAGCACGCGGACCCCUACUGGGGUGGGGGGUGGGGCGCUCCGGGCGGUCGGUCCACCGGACGCGCCCGCUCCGAGAACCUGCUCGCCUCAAAGUACGACCGCAACGGGCGCUCACUGGAGACGCUGGACCGGGCGGUGGCGCUGGUCUCGCCUCGUUUUGAACGGCCCACCUGGCUGCAACAUCCCCGGCAGGUCCCGCCCAGGACAGAAGGCUACCAGAGGUCAGGGGCCCAUCACGGGGCCACGACGGCACCCCCUGCUGGUGGCCGCGGCCAGUUGCAGAAACAGCAGCAGCAGCCGGCGGCUCAACCGAGACGACUGCCCCUACAGACCAUGGACGACCAGCCUGUUGGUUACCGUAGUUACAGCCCUUCCUUUUAUCGCAAGGCGGGCCGCCUCAUGCAAGCCCAUUCCUUCAGGGACUCCUCCUACUCUGGUCCCCGCUUUACCUGGACCCCCACUCCCAAGACCAGCCCCCAGGAGGCCACUGCUCCCCCGGCCCCCUUGGCCACGCCCGACCCCCAGGACGGGGCACGCCGGCCCACCAACCACGAGAGGCCGGGAGAGGAGCCAGCACCCCGCUCCCAGGAGGUGGUGCUGCGGCAGAAGCCCCCCACCGGUCGGCGCGCACCCCACGCGCUGCGCCACCCCCACUACGGCCUGUCCGCGGAGGCGGCCGAAGCCCUGGGCUUCCCUGCCGAAGGCUCGAACGCCGCCGCCUCCGCCCCUCGCCUUGGCGACGCCCCCCGUCGGACCAACGGAGGCCUCGCGCCCCUGGCUCUGGAGGACGAUUCCCUCGCGUCCAUCCCAUUCAUUGAUGAACCAACGAGUCCCAGCGCCGACCUGCGUGCCCGCCACGUGCCCGCCUCUUCCGUGGUGUCCAGUGCCAUGAACUCCGCCCCUGCCGUCACCACCAGCCCCACCUCCCCCACCUUCACCUUCCCCCUUACCAGGCUCUUCUCACAUGACUGCAGCAGCAUCAAGUCAGGCCGGCGCUCCUCCUACUUGCUGGCCAUCACGACAGAGCGCUCCAAGUCCUGCGACGAGGGCCUCAACGCCUUCAGGGACGAGGGCCGUGUGUUCUCGAGACUGCCGAAAAGGGUGAAGAGCUUUUUCACAGACGGGUCCUUGGAGAGCCUGGGUCCAGCAGAGGAGGUCCGCUCCAAACGCCACUCUACCUCCGAGCUGGGCAGCAUCACCUUCAGCGAUGUGCGCAAGGAAGGGUGGCUGCACUACAAGCAGAUCCUCACGGAGAAGGGCAAGAAGCUGGGCAGCGGCAUGCGGCCGUGGAAGCGCGUGUUCUCCGUGCUGCGAUCCCACUCGCUCUUCCUGUACAAGGACAAGCGGGAGGCGGUGCUGCACGGGGCGGCGCUGGGGGGCGGGGCGGGCCCCGGCGAGGACGAGCAGCCCAUCAGCAUCCGCGGCUGCCUGGUGGACAUCGCCUACAGUGAGACGAAGCGCAAGCACGCGCUGCGCCUCACCACGCAGGACUUCUGCGAGUACCUGCUGCAGGCCGAGGACCGCGAGGACAUGCUGGCCUGGAUCAGGGUCAUCCGCGAGAACAGCAAGACCGACAGCGAGGAGCUGGGCUUCUCCGGCCAGGCGCUCAUCAGUAAGAAGCUCAACGACUACAGGAAACACAGCCCAACGGGCAGCAAGCCAGACUCGUCCCCCCGGGUGCCUCGCAUCAUACCGCCCUUCCUUAUGGCCAAAAUGGACAAUGUGACAGGGGCCCCCCGCUCCCCGAAGCCCGACGGGAAGGAUGAGAGCAGCCCCCCCAAAUCGCCAUGGGGCAUCAACAUCAUCAAGAAGUCCAAGAAGUCGGGGCCAAAAGCGUUCGGGGUGCGGCUGGAGGACUGCCAGCCGGCCGCCAAAAGCAAGUUCGUGCCUCUGGUGGUGGAGAUGUGCUGCGGCCUGGUGGAGCAGAUGGGCUUGGAGUACACGGGCAUCUACAGGGUGCCGGGCAACAACGCCCUGGUGUCCACCCUGCAGGAGCAGCUCAACAAGGGCAUGGACAUCAACCCGGCCGAGGAGAAGUGGCAGGACCUCAACGUGGUCAGCAGCCUGCUCAAGUCCUUCUUCCGGAAGCUGCCGGAGCCCCUCUUCACCGAUGACAAGUACAACGACUUCAUCGACGCCAACCGCAUGGAGAACCCCGGAGACCGCCUGAAAACCAUGCGGAAACUGGUCCACGACUUGCCGGACUAUUACUAUCACACCUUGAAGUUCCUGAUGGGCCACUUGAAGACCGUGGCUGACCACUCGGAGAAGAACAAGAUGGAGCCUCGAAACCUGGCCCUGGUGUUCGGGCCCACGUUGGUGCGCACCUCGGAGGACAACAUGACCGACAUGGUCACCCACAUGCCCGACCGCUACAAGAUUGUGGAGACCCUCAUCCAACACUAUGCGUGGUUCUUCAGCGAGGAGCUGGACAAGGACGAAAAGACACCCGUGGACAAAGAGGAUUUCCAGCCAAUCCCCAACAUCGACCACCUGCUGCCCAACAUCGGGAGGACGGGAGUGCUAGGGGAGGCCUCGGAUUCCACCAACAGUGACUCGACUAAAUCCAAGGGCUCCUGGGGCUCCAAACGGGACCUGAACGCCAAGGACUUGAUGUCCAUCGUGUCCGCCGUCACCCGCAAACGCAAAAAGCGUCCCAAGGCCCGCCUGCGGAGCAGCAGCACGGACGAGGACUCGGAGCACGAGCCCGUCAAGGCGAGCCAUCGCGGGGGAGGGGACACGGCCCCCAAGGCGGAGGGGGAGGAGGACGAGGAGGACGAAGAGGAGGAGGAGGAAGAGGUUGGAAAAGAGCCGGCGGAGGAGGAGAGGCACAAAGUGGAGGAGGAGGAGGAGGAGGAGGAGGAGUCGAGACCCAGAGGUGCCCUGGUGCAAGAGGACGGCGGCCUGGCGGAGAAAGCGGCUCUGUGGCGGGGUCCCGAGGACGCGCGCUCCAUCGUGUCGGGUUACUCGACGCUGUCCACCUUGGGCCGGGGCCACGCCUCCGAGGGCCGCGCCGACGAGGCCGACGACGAGCGCAGCGAGCUGGUGAGCGAGACGGACAACGAGAGCGGCUUCGCCUCGCGCUCUCUCACUCAGGAGAGGCCCAAGAAGGCGGCCCAGGCACGACACAGCUUCCUGUACACGCACUGCAAGGGCCCCGUCCCAGCCGCCGGCCCGGCCCGAAGCGAAGCUGCGCCCGCCCCCAAAGAGCCCCCCCAGAACCCAGACCCCGAGGAUCAGAGCGAUGGCGGGGCGCACUCCACCACGCCUUCUUCGUCGUCCUACUCGUCCUCCUCCGCCGCUCAAAGAGUGCACAGGGGGCCGUCCUUCAACUCCCACAAGCUCAUCCAGUGUGACACUCUGGCGCGCAAGAAGCUCAAGGCGGACAAGAACAAGGCGCGGCCCGCGAGCUCGGAGCCGCUGCCAGAGGAGGAGAGGACGCCGGAGGGGCCGGCGACGGAAGCGAUGGGGGCCGCCGGGUCCGAAGCGCUCGUCGGCAGCAGAAAGGAGAACCGGGGGCUUGGCCACGCCCCUCCGCCCGCCCUCGCUGCCCCAGAGGCGGCGUCCUUCUCUUUGCAGGGCUCGCUUGCUGACCAGGUGCGGGCGCGCCUCCUGGGCUCAGCCGACGACCUGCGCGGCGUGGGCCUUCGCAAGCCGCCGUCCCCGGAGACGCAGCGCCGCCGAAGGGCCUGGCGCCGGCACACCGUGGUGGUCGGUCUCGCCGUGUGCGGCGGGGACCAGGUGCCUGCCGAGCAGGGGCGGCACGAACCCGCAGCAUCAGCUGCUCGGCACACCUCCACGUCUACGUUGCACCAGUACCUGUAGUGAUCCCGUGUCCUCGCCACGAGGCUCGGCGGUGGCGGCGGCUGGCAGCAAGGAGCUCACUUCGUGCAACACGGCGCCUUCCGGUGAGGGGGAGGCCCGACCUGCUCCCAUCCAGUCCACACUGGGAUGAGCCCCGCGUGGCAGCGUUGCCAAAGACUGUAAGGACCGACCAAACCGAGACCGGCUGCGGCAGUGCUGACGGUAGGUGAGCCGAGAGUGCGUGGGCGAGCCUCCGGCAUUUGGACCAAACACCCCCGAGGGCGGCCAGGUGAGCGGCAUGCCAGGUUCCCAGGUUUCCUGGCGGUAGCUGACGCUGCGUCGCCAUGAUGAUCUACGCAGCUGGGGGAGAGGGUACAUUGCCACAUAAAGGAAGCCAACACGGGCUGCCAAUACACACACACAGACACACGAAAUGGACAGCGUGAGCAGAAGGAGGGAACUGGCGUAUUUAUGUUCUUAUGAUCCUUCCAUGGUGUGAGGGACCCCCCAAGUCUUAUGUUUUUCAGUUAUGGCCUUUUAUUCCCUUCUCUUUCCAAAUUUGAUUGACUCGACUGCAGAAAGCGGUAUGAUGGACUUUUAACUUUGUUUUUUACCCCGGAACGUUCUGUAUUCUAGAACUAUUGUCUAACCCCCCCAUUACAUAGUCCCCGGUG